Molecule: messenger RNA, 6260 nt
Organism: Cottoperca gobio
Lineage: Eukaryota; Metazoa; Chordata; Actinopteri; Perciformes; Bovichtidae
Product: atrophin-1
Exons: 6
Coding region: 370-1962 (530 amino acids)
Source: RefSeq, a predicted model, not a curated record
CGCAGCGCUCCCAUACAAGUACUUUGGGGGCUGGAGAAGCAUGACAUCAUACACAGCUCCGACCCUCUCUGCGAAAACAAAGAGUAAAACAUCUUUAUUUCACUACUGCAAAAGAACAGUCGACGACCGAGGAGUCUGCACUGUGAUACUCAGCGGUGCCAUCCAUAAAAUACACCGGGAAUCUGGCUCUCGCGCUCCGGUGUGUGCAGCGGAGUCUGGGAGGGGCAUCAAGUCCGUACGUCCGGGCAAUGGCGGAUGGGGAAGCCACCGUGUCUGAGGAGUGGGACAGCGGUGAUGGGGGCUUAGCAGAAUAACAUCCCACUUGUGCGUUUAUAUUUUCUCUGUUUAGCUUGGUAUUCAGCUCUCGCCAUGGAUCCAGAGAAAACGUUGACAUUCUGCCUCGGGCUGAAGGCUGAGGAGAUGACCAUGUCCCUGCAGGGGCUGGAUGGGACUGAAACUGCUACGGUGGCUGUUUCUCAGAAGGAGGCUGACAUGCGCACAGUUAAUAAGGUGGUGAAGCAUCACGGGGGUUCUGGUAGCCAGCCUGUUGUCAGUCCCAAGUACUGUCCUGGGGUAAACAACAAUCCAGGUUACCUGUGUGAAACAGGGCACUGCUGCGGAGAGACAGGCUGCUGUACCUACUAUUAUGAACUCUGGUGGUUCUGGCUGCUGUGGACGAUGCUGAUCCUCUUCAGCUGUUUCUGUGCUUACCGCCACCGCCGGGCCAAGCUGAGGAUCCAACAGCAGCAGAGACAGAGGGAGAUCAAUCUGAUCGCCUAUAAUGGAGCCUGCAACUACCCUUCCUCAAUGCUGGACCUCAGUUUUCUGGCUUCCUUCAAGUUGCCCUCCUACGAGGAGGUGGCGGCGCAGCCCUGCACACCUCCUCCGCCUUACAGCUCCGUCUUUGCCCUGCAGGGAGGUGCCAUGGGGGGUCCUAGCUCCUCUUACCCCCAUUAUCAUCACCACCGUCACCCCUGCCCUCCCUGCCCUCCCUGCCCUCCCUAUCUUGGCCCCGGCCCCGGUCCCAGUGGCUUGACUUCCUCCCAGAGCUCUGACAACUACACCAGCUGCUCCUGCGAGUCGUGCUCCCUCACCUCCCCCUCCAGCACCUCCUUCUCUGUCCAGGUGACAGAUGAGACGUAUGACAGCAGCCACAUCUCCUCGCCCUGUGAAGCAGGCUGCGACUGUGCUGGCAUGCCAAGGGCUGGCGCCAACUUCACACCGUCUUCUUCCCCGACACCUCCUUCACAAGUUCCACCUGAUGUUAUACCUGCGGCCACUCCAGAUGUCAUACCCGUACGUAGACGGUCCUCUAACAGCAGUGAAGUGUCGUCUUCAGCUCCACCACUCUCUCUUCCUUUACACUCUCGUCCUUCACACCCUUCUCGUCUCCCACUUUCUCCCCUCAUUCUGUUGUCUUCCCUCCCUCCUGGUCAAGUCCAUCCUCUCGUUUUCUCAGACCCACUUGGAGCUGUGGUCAUUCAGAGAGAGAAAGAAGAAGAGGCCCCGCCUUGCGGUCCGACCCCCCGGCCCACUCUGUCUCCCCCUAAACAUGCUCUCUUCUCCUCAAAUGUGGCUGUUUUCACACAUUGCAACAACAAAGAGGAGCAAAAACGAGAAAAAGAAGAGGAGGAAGAGGAAGAGGACGAGGAGGACCAUUUCCGGCAUCGACGACUAACGGGUGACUCGGGUAUCGAGGUAUGUCGUUGCCACGUGAAGAGAGAAGAACAAGAAGAAGAGGGACUGCAGAAGGGGAAUUUUUGGAAAGGAGGAAAAGAAGCCGUGAAGGAAGAGGAGAGGGCGGACAUGCUGCAUGACAGCAUGGACUGUUCCCUCCGAGCGAAGGCCACGGCUCAGUCGCCACUCCUGGACGACUGCGCAGAACAGCGCGGUCACGUCUCCUCAUCCUCCAGCGUCAUCCAGAAGACGGGCGAGGCCAUCGUCCCUGUGGAGUCCUCGUAAGCUGACAGCUUGUGAGAUGUGGUCAAACAAGUGGAAGUGAGCUGAUAAUGCUUGAUAGCAUCUUCAUAGAUCAAGACUAGUAGGUGAAAAGUAGAAUCACUGAAGAAAAGUCUUGCAGGUCUUACUUUAAUGGUCAGGGACAGGAUGAGUUAUGGAUCCUCUUGUUUGCUCUGUAUUCAAACGAGAAACUCCAAGAGAAGCCGACUCCUGAAAGUCCAAUUUUGUAGUUAGUUUAUUUAUGGUUUGGGAGAAGGUCUAUCUUUUUCCCUAAAGUGAUGAAAAUCCGAAUGACUUGCUCUUUUUCUGUCUCCAUUUUUACCAGUGGCUCGGUGUCAGCAUCCCUGUGUCCCUCUACCCUGUCUCUUUUCAUCUCUCUUUUCUCUGCAUGACGCAGCAUUACUAAAAGAACAUGUUAGCUCCUUGAAACAGAAUCCCUAACAGUCAGUGGUUCCCAGCCUGGGGGUCAGGACCCCUCCCCUAAAGAAGAAAAUGAUACGCUAAUGCUUCUCUAAUCUUUGCCUUUUUUUAUGUGAAAUUAUAGAUAGUUUUACCUCCUCAUGGCAUUUACAAAUGAUUCAAAUGAAUAUCUGAAAUCUGAGACGCAAAGAUCAAUCUUUAGUGGACCUGCUCACGACGUCUCGACAUAUGCAAUGUGUGAUGGGGGGGGGGGCACAAAAAAUAUUUUUUCAUUUCAGAGGGUCACACAACAACACGGUUGGGAACCGCUACCUGAUUAAACAAUAUUAUUCAAAUCAUUCCAGCAGCAACGAACAAGACUGUUCAUCAUCACCUGGCAUCUUUUUUUUCAAUUGAAAACAUGAUAUUCUAGGAGUAUAUGAAGUAGAAUCACCGAACAAUUCAUUUUCAAAAGAGCAGCUCUAACUUAUUGUGUCUCUUGAUCACGUUAUCUUAAUUCACUGGAUUCUAUCCUUGAAGAGGUUCACAACUAUUGAACAUAGUUUGAGAUAUUUGGUGACAUAUUGUGACCUUUUUUUGUCGUAGGGGGAAUGUAUGCCUACUUCCCUCUGUUCUAGAGGAAACAAGAAGGGAACUAUUAUGACAGAAUCCAGAUGUGUGUGUUUUAUACAUUGUGUCUUAUGUUGCUCCCUAAAGGAAAAGGGGUGCAAACAUUAAUUAUAACGUGGGGGUGGCAAAGCUUUACAAUGGUAUUAUAUUGUUGUUUCAGACUGUUACAUGAUUAUACCGUAUAAUGAACUGACUGUUUGACUUUGGAUUUAAUGUGUUUGAACAUGUUCCUGGUUGGUCGUUGCCAUUUUUUUUGCAAGGCAAUGUGAAUCUGAUUCCUCCACGGGCGGACUGUUGAGUUUUUACGAGGCAGAAACUUUAAGCCUAAUCCCGUCACUGAUGAUGAAUGUAAAAGGUUAUGCAUCGCAACAAAAAGAAACCCUUACCAUUGUUUACGGAGAAUUUUUAUAGCAUGCCCCUUGACGGAAAAACCUCUAGAAAAGUGUUGAAAACUGCAGCAAAGGCAAUACAAUCCGCCAGGUGUGGGCUUUGAGAAGACACAAUGAAGUGCCCAUUGUAAUGUCUGACUCAAGUAACGCUUGUGAGAUAUCAAAGGUGGAAAUGUACGAGGUAAAGUCAGAGUAAGGCCUCUUUUACUAUUGCUGUGGCUAAACAUGUGGUCACUUCCGAGAAUUGGACCGCUUUUCUCUACAUGUAUCCCGGUGAAUCCUGUUUUUGUACGUAAAAUCAUUCGUCAGUUGUACAGUGUCUGUCGGUAGAGAAUAGUCUCGGCCUCACUGUGAGGUUGAUACCCUUGAUUGAUGCUCCGUACUUCCUAGGAUUAUGUUAGUCCAUCCUGGUGUUAGCAGUGGGAAUAGCACAAAUGUACUCUCUUGUAAUUUAUUCUUAUUCUCAGUAUAAAGUGUAUAGAACAAGAUUUAGAAAGGGAGACCGUCUCCAAUCACAUUUUCGUACCCGUUUGUCUUGCAGUAGUUCUUAUGAGACGAAUGUCUCUGUGGUUCGUUGACUAGACGCCACUUUGUUUGUGUCCUUGGCUGCGUGCAAAGCCAACUUUAACUGUCUAACACCUGGAGGCAGAAACUUUCAACUCAUUUAUAGUUCUGCGGACAGAAAGCGUUUCCUCUGUUCGGCUCAAUAAUACCUUCAUUUGUCGUGGACUAAUCUUGUUUGUACAUGGAGUCUAAGCAGGUUUUGAUUUGUUAUGAAGAUCAUUUUAACAUCCUCUCCGUUCAAAGCUCUUCUGCAGUGACUCACAGGUGUGUCUCAGAGGUGAAUAAUGCUCCGACGGAGACUGUUCCCCCCCCCUCUGAACUUAUCUACACGAAUGCCUUCUGGUGGCUUCUGUACACAAGUUGUUAUUUUCUCAUUAGUUCUAGCUAAUGUAUGUUUAUCAAAGUAUAUGGUGCCUAGAUGAGAAUAGUCUUUCUGUAAGGCAUUUUAUAGUUUACUGCUGCUAUGCGAGUGUGAGUGAGUAUGUGUUUGUUUGUGUGUGUGUGUGUGAGUUUUCUUUAAAUUGUGUACAGUCGUACAUUAAUUGGCCAAACAUUUUCUAGCAGUGCUUAGCAGUCUCUUUAUAAAAUAUACACCAUGCGCAGUACAUGUGAGACGUGCAAAAAUUGUAUUUAGCAAUAGUAUUCACACCUUUUUCCUUACUCUAGUUAAUGCUGGUUGAUAGGAAAUGAACUGUUGUGAAAAAGACAUUUACCUCUUUAUAACUGAUCCGUGAGCUGUGCUGGGCAGAGGCCCGUGAUUGUAUACGACACUGCAUUUUAGAGGCAUUUGGCUUAAGGUUUCUCCCAAAUGCAAACUCAGAUUAUCUGGUUCUUACCUUUUUAGACCCAGUUUGUGCCUGUCGUGUAUUGUCACAACAUUUGGGUCACAGAGCGAAGCAUCUGUUUCUUAAGAAUAUCUAUUCUGAAGGUUUUUUCUAGAUUCUACAAAUAAUUAUACAAAAUAUUUUUGAGCCAUUUUACAAAUUUGCAACUCUGUUUCCCAUUCCACACACAAAUGGCAGCUUGCUUCAUGUGUACAACGUGAACCAAAAAGUAAAACAACAUUUAGCUGUACAUUUCUUUAUAUAGUUUCUAUUCUUUUUUUAAUUUUCAUACAAAAGUUGCAUUUAUUUUGCCUUGAACCAUAUAUCACAUCUUGUCUAUUCUAUUCUUGCAUGCAAACUAUUAAUAAUUAGAGCCUGGAGAAGAAGGCACGAUUGCUAAUUUAAUUAUUUAUUCAGAUUUGUUGUUAAAUGACCUUGUGGUUUUUUUUCAGGUACAACAGAUGUUUAGCUCUGUGGCUCGAAUGUAAUCGUAACCCACAAGAGGCACAAACGAGGGUUAGUUUUACCCCAGCUCUAAUUUUACAUGGAAGCCAAACUAAUCUGAGUUCAGUGUAUAUAGAACUAGUUUGAUUUAUUUUGCCUUGUCAGCAGCUAGUACACACAGACAAAAUGCCCAAACUCUACCCUCAUUGCCACUGAAGGCCAAGGCCUGAUAUAAGACUGUUACCUCGCUGAGUUUUGACUGCAAAGGACUGUUUACUUCAACUUAUGAAGAUAGUAUUUACUCUAUAUUUGUACUGACUUUAUUUUGUAAUGCUGAGAAUUGAAGAAUUGAAAAAAGAAAACACAGAGCUCACGAUGGUACGCCUGAACUGCUGGUUUGCCAGGAAAAAAAAAAAAGAAAAGUUCAAUCCCUGUUAAUUCAGGAUUUCUCAAGACUGCUCGUCUCCCGGGAAACAAAGUGUUCUCCUUUUACUCCUGUAGCUGUGAGGCAGCAGGAUUUAUUAAAGUGUCUAUAUCUGAUUGUGUGUGAAUAGUUCAGAUAAAUAUUGCUACAAAAUGUGGUGUUCUUUGAGGGUAUCCUUGUGCAAUUCUACCUGCAGCUCUUCAGUGUGUCGUACGCAUGUGUGAGAGAGUUAUCGUCGGCCGUGUUGUUGUGGUGUUUAAAUCAUUGUCGCUUAUUAUGAGGCCAAAGUUGAUUGUUGUUGGUACAUGAUAUUUGUCAAUAUAAAUAUCCAAACAUUUUUAUGUCAUCAUGAAUAUUGAUUUUGUAUCUUGGUGUAUAGAUUUCUGACGCAUACUCUAAUGUAAAAUCCAAACAAUGAGAAGAUCUCAAAUUUUUAUGAUAUUUGUUUGGUUGCACAUAUCCUGGUGCUUUUCUCCCCCCAGAAGGCGCGAUUGUAUUUAGGUUCCUUCCGUUUGAGUUCUUUCAUUAACGCUCAUUGGGAUUCUACCUUGUUUAACACAGACAUCUGCGCUACUUUUAUUCAACAGAAACUGUGGAUUUGUGUCAAAAUAAAUGCUACCAAAUACA